AUGACGAUUGGCUCAUGAGCCGAUUUCGUUUCCCCAGGCCAGUAUUACUGGAGCUGUGCGCAGAGCUGCGGCCGGCCCUAGAGCGCCACACAGCCAGGAGCCAGGGGUUGUCCGUGCCCACACAGGUGCUGACCACGCUGGGGUUCCUGGCAACAGGGGCCUUCCAGCGGGAGCUGGCCGAUCGGUCAGGAGUGUGCCAGUCCACCCUGAGCCGAGCCAUGCCAGCUGUGUGGGACGGAAUCAUCCGAAUGUCAUCCAGCAUGGUUGGGAACAGGCUGGAGGCUGGCACUGUGCGCGAUGGGUGGCUUCUGGGGGACCGUGGCUACCCCCUAAGAACGUGGCUGAUGACCCCUCUUACGAACCCCAACACCGACCAAGAGAGGAGGUAUAAUGACCUCCAUUCCCGGACGCGAAUAAUUGUGGAGAGGGCAAUCGGCCUGCUGAAGGGACGGUGGCGAUGCCUGGACAGGUCGGGGGGGAUGCUACUCUACAGACCUGAGAAGGUGUGCCACAUUGUGAUGGCCUGUGGCGUCCUCCACAAUGUGGCACACCACCAUGGCAUACCACUGCCAGAGCAGCACAACCCCCCACUGGAGGAACCGGAUGCCGGACCCGUCAACUGCAACCCACCCCGAGGAGCCAUACGGGCCCGGCAGAAUGUGAUUUCAAGCAUGUGUAGCGCACAGCUCGGUUGAGGACACGGCCGGUCGGGUGGUUGGCAGAUGAAUUGGAGGCGCCGCGUGCAGCGGAGCCGGUGGAGAAACCGGAGUCAGCGGUGACGCUGGAGACGCCGGGGCCGACGGAGGAGACGCCGGGGCUGGAGACGCCGGGGCCGACGGAGGAGACCCCGGGGCCGACGGAGGAGACCCCGGGGCCGACGGAGGAGACGCCGGGGGGCUGGAGACGC
Molecule: messenger RNA, 907 nt
Organism: Gadus morhua (Atlantic cod)
Lineage: Eukaryota; Metazoa; Chordata; Actinopteri; Gadiformes; Gadidae
Product: putative nuclease HARBI1
Exons: 4
Coding region: 15-695 (226 amino acids)
Source: RefSeq, a predicted model, not a curated record